AUGAAGAUGUCGUCACCUAUCAGCAAAAUGGAUGUGGAUCGAGAGAAAUCACUAGACCAGAAGUCAAAGUCAUCUCGUAACCUAUCAACGGAAACCCUUCGCACUCGUCGUUCUCAUCGAUCUCGCUCCAGGGACAGAGACAAGGAGAGAGAUAAGGAAAGGCGCGACAGACGCCGCGAGCGCGACGAGCCUGAUGAACGACGCAAGAGGAGCCGCAGCCGGGAUAAGCGCGACAGAGACAGGUCUCGGGAAAAGUACAGAGAACGGGAUAGGGUGCACGAUAGAGAGAGGGAGCGUGAUAGGGACAAGGAUCGCGAGCGGCGCAGAGAGCGGGAUGGCGAGCGACACCGGGGCGACAGGGACAGCGGCGAGAGCCGUCAUAGUCAUCGCGAUCGUGACAAGGAUCGGGACCGCGAACGCGAACGCGAUGAUAGAGAGAACAGACGUAGAAAACGCGGCGACGAACUGGAGGAAGGUUUCGAUCUUCGUGACGCUGAAGAACGCGCUAAGAGGAAGAGACGCGACGAUGUACCGGAAGAGUCAUCUCUCCCUGCCCCGCCUCCUUCUGCAGGAUUGCCUCCCCCUCCUCCUCCCCUGGCAGAAAGCCCUCGCCGUCGUAGGGAUCGCUCACGGGAUGCUGACCGUAGGUUUGGUGAUAGACCUCCGCGACCUCCUCGUGACCCUCGCGAUGAAUUCGAUGAUGUUCGCUAUGGAGGAGACAGGGAGAAAGAGCCCGAACGUAGCCUUAAAGCAUCUCCUUUGGACGAUGGACCUUUGGAUCUUCCUCCUGAACGCCUAAGUCCCACUGCAGUGAGACGCCCAUCGCCUUCAUACGAGCUCCCUCCCGAUGAUCCCAUGAACGAUGAGUUCAGAGAGGACGAUUCCGAAGCCCGAUCUGUUUUUGUCUCUCAACUUGCAGCGCGGCUUACUGCGCGAGACUUGGGCUACUUCUUCGAGGAUAAACUCGGGGAAGGGACCGUUAUGGAUUCAAGAAUUGUAACUGACAGGAUAUCCAGACGCUCAAAGGGGAUUGGAUACGUCGAGUUUCGUUCUGUUGAACUUGUGGAUAAGGCUAUCUCCCUAAGCGGCACCGUCGUAAUGGGUCUUCCAAUCCAAAUACAACAUACUGAAGCUGAGCGAAACAAACUUCAUGCAGGCGAUGGCAACUUGAACCUUCCUCCUGGAGUCAGUGCUCCUCAUGGUGGCAUGCAAUUAUACGUCGGUUCUCUCCAUUUCAACCUUACCGAAUCCGAUAUCAAACAGGUCUUUGAGCCAUUUGGUGAACUUGAGUUUGUCGACCUUCACAGAGAUCCUAUGACUGGUCGCAGUAAAGGCUAUGCUUUCGUGCAGUACAAGCGCGCUGAAGAUGCCAAGAUGGCCCUCGAGCAAAUGGAAGGUUUUGAACUUGCUGGUCGUACUCUUCGCGUCAAUACAGUGCACGAGAAGGGCACUGCAAGGUAUACUCAACAAGAUUCUCUGGAUGAGGCCGGCGGCGGUAAUUUGAAUGCAGCAUCUCGUCAAGCGCUGAUGCAGAAAUUAGCUAGGAUCGACCAAGCACCUACUCGUCCUGAGCCUAUCAUGAAACCUAACAUUCCUCAGGCAAUGCAAUCUAGAUCUGUCCUGCUCAAGAACAUGUUCGACCCUGAGGAAGAAACUGAGCGUGAUUGGGACAAAGAACUUGCUGAAGACGUCAAGAGCGAAUGUGAAGGCAAGUACGGUCAUGUGGAGUUCAUCAAGGUCGAAAAGGAAUCUCAGGGCGAAAUCUACGUGAAAUUCGACUCCAUCGAAUCUGCGAAGAAUGCUGUUCAAGGUCUGAACAGUCGUUGGUUCGGUGGCAAUCAGGUCUCGGCUGCUUUCAUUUCAGAUGCCAUCAUGCAGGCCCACCAGUAA
Molecule: messenger RNA, 1890 nt
Organism: Sparassis crispa
Lineage: Eukaryota; Fungi; Basidiomycota; Agaricomycetes; Polyporales; Sparassidaceae
Product: RNA-binding protein
Exons: 12
Coding region: 1-1890 (629 amino acids)
Biological process (GO): mRNA processing
Cellular component (GO): nucleus
Molecular function (GO): RNA binding
Source: RefSeq, a predicted model, not a curated record